Molecule: messenger RNA, 903 nt
Organism: Cladophialophora bantiana CBS 173.52
Lineage: Eukaryota; Fungi; Ascomycota; Eurotiomycetes; Chaetothyriales; Herpotrichiellaceae
Exons: 1
Coding region: 1-903 (300 amino acids)
Source: RefSeq, a predicted model, not a curated record
AUGUCCAUGCUUUUGUGCUCGCUGCUUCUCGCACUCAUUCGAUUCACAUCCUCCCAGACGCUCUCGUCCAGCGAUGGCUAUACAGGCUACUCACUUAGUGUAACGGGCAACGACACGGACUCAGCAGUCUACGAGACCAACGAGACCGACACCUCGAACGGCGCUGUGUCCAAUGCCAGCACUCCGCCCGAUGUCUUCCUCAAUGCGAGUGUCUCGGUCGGCGAAAUCGACAUCACGUUGAAGAACUUGACGGCCAAAAUUAAUAUCGACGCCCAAGUGCUGUCUCUGCUGCAAUUCAAUGCUGGUGUCGAUCUGAGCAUCAAUGCUGUGCAGUUAACGAUCCAGAACGUGUCGGCGAGAGUUGAACUCGAGGCGCGACUGGAGAACCUGGUGCUGAUGAUCAACGAUACACUCAACUCCAUUGAUCUGAACCCUGUGAUUGCCACACUGGGGUGCGAUGUCGGCUCGCUGCUCAACAAUACCCUCGGCGGCAGCGGCACGAGCAGCAGCAGUCCCUCCACAUCAACGAGCGACCUGUCAGCUCGCUCGGUGCUCCUCGACCAAGGCAUCCUCUAUUCGGUCAACGACUACAGCGGCAACACGCACACAAAUCGGAUCCUCGACCAAGCUGGCAAUAUCGUUGACCAGAAAUUGCACAACAAUGGCUCCGCCUUCUCGUCCCAGGUGGUCGGCUCAUACUGGCACGACAUGACAUUCACAGGACACGAGCGGGCCGUCCUGUUCAAUGGUCAGAGUGCAAGGGAGUUGGAAUACUCGUACGCGCCAUUCAACGGAUUCAGUUCGAUCGCUGCUAUCUAUCAGGAUGCGGAAGGCAAUGUGCUGGGGUCGAGGGUGUUGAGUGAGAUUGAAGGCGGAGGAUCAAGUACGAUCGUGGAUGACUGA